AUUCACACUGGCGAGAAACCUUUCACUUGCCAUAUUUGCGGGAAGCAGUUCUCCUACACUGGUGGUCUAUACUAUCACUUGAAACAUGUCCAUGCUGGCAUCAAAAACCACAGUUGUGACAUAUGUGGCCGCAGUUUUGCUUUGAAGGCUGCCAUGGAAGACCACCGGCGUAUUCACACAGGUCAGAAGAGUCAUCAGAGGAACAAUUAAAGACAUUUCAUCAAAGCGUUGAAGACUCAUCUGUAGUGCCUGAUAAUGAGCAUAUAAUAUUAACACCACAAAUUGAUUUUGACGACCAUGGCACUUGUGAUAAUCUAUCUGCAUAUGAAGUAUUCAACUUAUCUGCCUAUGAAGUUCUUGGUUUCCAUAAAUGGUACCCAGAUGAGCAGAGCACAUUGAUACUUGUUAAGGAUGAAGACAUGAAGGGUGAUAAAGUUCAGUCUGUGGCUGAACAUGUAUUUUCAGGUUGCCCUUAUGACCAGAACACUGGCAUGUUACUUGGCAGUUGUUUCAUCAAUCAUAGUUACUAUGUUGAUGUUGAAAGUUAUUAUUACGAUAUAGAGGGCAGACACAUUGAAGGAAAUAAGGCCUUGUGUCAAGAUAAACACCACUGUCAGCAUUGUGGUAAAACAUUUCUCACUAAAGUAUCAUUCAGACACCACUUGAAGGUAGAUCAUACUGAACUUAAUGAAUUAAGAUGCAUAUCUUGUAAUGAUACUUUUGAAUCCAUAAGCGAUUUGCAGUUUCACAAAUCCGUUCAUAGCCGAAACACAGGCAGUGAUGGCCCCUAUCUUUGUAGUGUAUGUGGUAAAACAUUUGGUAUAUUUAGCACUUUAAGGAGUCAUGAAAGAAGAGUUCAUUCAAGCCAUAAAAACAGUAAUGAAACUACUGAUGUGAAACACACUUGUAAAGAAUGUGGUAAAGAAUUUCAAUUUCAAGAAUAUCUUAAAAGGCAUAUGAUGAAACAUGGAGAGAAGAAUUUUGUUUGUGAAACAUGUGGGAAACAGUUUGAAACCCUGUACAUCCUGAAGCUCCAUCAGGAAUGUCACUCAGAAGUGCGCCCAUAUGGUUGCAAGAUUUGUGGUUCAUCAUACAAGAGGUAUAGAAAUUUACUUUCCCACCAACAGGAGGUUCAUGGGAUCUAUGCUGUUGGUCCAAGAAAACCGAAAGAUGCACACAAACUUCGUAGUAAGUCGAAGAAGAGUCUUAUGAAAAUGUUCCCGUGUGAUGUGUGCAAUAAAGCAUUUUCAACACGAGCGAAAGUGACUGUUCAUAUGAGGACUCAUACUGGAGAGCGCCCAUUUCACUGUGAUAUGUGCAACAAUACUUACCCUUAUAGUAGCAGUUUGUAUGUUCAUCGUAAAGUUGUACAUGAAGGUAGGCAGCGGGUGGAAAAAGGGAAAUUCCUGUGUGUUAUUUGCAAUAAAACCUUUUCAACAAGAAAUUACCUUGAAGUGCAUCGACGGACACACACAGGGGAGAAACCGUAUGUUUGCACAGUUUGCAAUCGUGCAUUUUCUCAGCGUACCAGCCUCAUCAAUCAUACUGCAUUACACACAGAUGCUAGACCAUAUGAUUGUAGUUUCUGCAACAAGGCAUUCCGACGUCGAGAAACACUGUUGGUGCAUAUUCGAACACAUACGGGUGAAAAGCCAUAUGUGUGUGAAAUCUGUAGCCGUGGCUUUGCUCAGUUGACAGACAUGAAGAAACACAGGUUAAAGAUUCACAAUGCACCUCCUCUGAAAAGAAGAUAAUGAAAUUCUGACAGAGUAGCUGGUGUAAUUGGAACCAUGUUGAAUACCAGAGUCACUCUAAGACAUUUAUAUUUACACUGUAAUUCUGCUGAUGAAGUUCACGUUUGGUUGGUUUUUCUCUUUAUGCUAGUUAAUUUCUGACACUUUCUUUAAAUUAUAUUUUAAAGCGAAAUUUUUUGGUUGAUGUGUUCCAUGUUGUUUUUGAGUUUGACAGUUGUAGAGUCCCACAAUAUACAUUCACUGUGAUUUUUGCUUUAAAGUAAAAGUAAUUGCCUUCCAUAAUCGUUAUUCCAUUUUCUGUUAUGUAGAGUUAGACUCAAAAUGAUUCAUUAUGUAUGUAAUCAAGUUAUAUGCAUAUAAAUUGUCUGCCUGGAGAUUUUGUCUAGUAAUAUGUUGAAGCAUUUUUAGGUGGGUUGAUGUUGCAUUAUUUAAAACCAUGUGUCUUUUGUUUAUCUAAACUAUGUCAUCCUGACAGGUUUAAUUAUGUAGGUCUGACAUGUGUUAAAACAAUAUUAAUUUAUGCACAUGUAAAGAACGUUACAUGAAUUAAGAAUGAAUAAAUAUGUGUAAAAAUA
This is a messenger RNA of Zootermopsis nevadensis, 2329 nucleotides long. The record is from RefSeq and is a predicted model, not a curated record. NCBI's taxonomy places the organism in Eukaryota, Metazoa, Arthropoda, Insecta, Blattodea, Termopsidae.